Pyricularia grisea is the source of this 672-nucleotide messenger RNA. RefSeq lists its product as uncharacterized. The record is from RefSeq and is a predicted model, not a curated record. Lineage: Eukaryota; Fungi; Ascomycota; Sordariomycetes; Magnaporthales; Pyriculariaceae. Bases 1 to 672 code for a protein of 223 amino acids. The transcript is spliced from 3 exons.
AUGCCAAAUUCCUUUUGGGGGAGUAUUGAUGAGCUUGUCAGCGCCUACUCGGCAAGGAAGUUGAUCUAUGGCUCCGACAAGCUCCGGCCUUUUCUGCCCUCGCUAAAAAAUGCAUCCCGUCAUCGGGGGAGAUUCCCUCGCAGGCAUCUGGAACUGCCGACUUCCGGUGAGGGUUGCUAUGGACGGCCGACCUCAAGUUCUGUCGCCACGCCAAGGGUUGAACCACGGGUUUCCGGAAACCCCUAUGGAGAGAUUCGUAGUCCCUCGAUCGUCCUCGGAGCCUUGACUAAGCCACAAAUUGCUUAUACUACCAUCUCAGACCGUUCCAUGAUUAGGACGGUGAUCUUCGAUGAGCCUGUCGGCUCUGAAGACAUUCCACAUCUGGAUUCGACGGGCCUUUUCCAAAUGAGAAUGGAGUCCGCCGUCCAUAUACUUUCGGGGACAAGUCCAACUGGAAUCCCGAUCUUGAUCUCCUGGAAAAAGAAGAGUAGUGGCUGGUGCUCAUCCACACAGACGAUUAAGUUCCAGUGGAUCGAAAGACGAAAGUGGUCUAACUCCGGGGCCGUUUGUUUGGUCGUUCGACGUACGAGCAACGACGACUCUGACAACACAUUCGAGAAGGUGGGGUUUGCGAGGCUGAGGGCGCAAAACCUAAUAGCUUCAAAACUUUAG